AUGGUCUUCGCCGCUCUGUCUGUCUUCGCCGUCAUGGCCACGGCCUACGCCUACCCCGCCGAGUACCCGUACUACGGCCAAGCUGCCAGCAGCCCAGCCUACUUGGACUCCUACCAACAGUACCCCCAGCAGUACUCCGCACCCGCCUACCCCUCUGAGUACAAGUCCUACCAGGAAGCCGCCCCUGUUGCCCAGUACGCCGCCCCUGCCUACACCGCCGCCGCCGAGUACUCCGCCCCCGCCCAGUACAACACCCGCACCUACGACGCCACCCCCGUCGCCAAGUACGAGUCUGCUGCCCCGAUCGCCCGCCACCACGCUCCCUGCCCGGCUCCGGUCCCUGAGAUCAAGCCCAUCGUAGUCAAGUCCAACCUCCCAGUGCCAUACACCUACGGAGUUCACCGUCAACCCCAGGUCUUGGAACACCACUCUGCUCCCUCUGUCUUCCACUACUACGGACAACCCUACGUAGUCAAGCACACCCAGAGCGCUGUCCUCCACGCCUACACCCAGAAGCCCGUCGUUGUCGACGAGUACGAACAUCCCCAGGUGCACGAAGAGCCCGCCAAGCCCGCCGUCUACGUCGAAGAGGUCUGCCCUCCCGUCGAACACUACCACCACUAA
This is a messenger RNA of Bemisia tabaci, 624 nucleotides long. The record is from RefSeq and is a predicted model, not a curated record. Lineage: Eukaryota; Metazoa; Arthropoda; Insecta; Hemiptera; Aleyrodidae.